AUGACCAAUGCAUUGUCUAUGGAUAAGGCUUUGGCUGCUGCUUGCAGUCACCCGAGUCUAGGAUUGAGAUGGGAUGACCUAUGCGUAGCAUGCACCUGUCUUUUGGGCUACACUCCGACAAAAUUUGAAUUAGCUUCCAUGUUUGGAGAUGCAGUGAUGCAAGCAGACCGAUUGCCCAUUAGUCAGAGUCAAUUCAAGCAAGUCAUGGCUACUAGAAUGUCAAAAAUAGAUCCAGAUGAAACCAUCCGACAGAUAUUCCUACUGCUCGAUACUGAAUCAAAAGGAUACAUUAACCAAGAGGAUCUAGGCAAUGGGUUGAAAAAGUGUAUUCCCCAUCAUUCUCAGUCACUGGAAGUUGGAUCCAUUCUGAGCAAACACAUAACAUCAAACCAAAGUGGAUUCAAUGUCAAAAUCACAUAUCGACAGUUUCGACAGAUUAUCGCUACAUUCACGCAAAGCAAAGAAUACCUACUCGCCCAACGAAACGGAUGCAAGAGUCAUACCACUGCUGAGCCUUUCUUUCAUGAUCCAAAAAAGGUACACAGUCUAGGCUCUCAGCUUCUUCAGCAUGCAUCUGCUCUUCCUACAAUCGAAAAGUUUGCCAUCAUUGACCAAGUCUUUCAUGCAUGCAUCGACACUGGCCACAUUGAAGAAGCUAAGGACCAUCUCACUACUAUUGAGGCUGCUUUUCCUUUUGGAAAGUCUCUUCGCACUCGUAGACUCUACGGUCUUUACCAUGAAGCCAUGUCGGAUUCCACCAAAGCCAUGGAGAUCUAUAACCUUGCCUUGGAUACCGAUGAGGCCAGUAUGCCUCUGUGGAGACAGUCUGUGGCCCGCUUAAUUUCAUCUAACCAGCGUCCUCAAGCCAUCGAGGCUCUGUCUCUUUAUGUAGAUCGCUUCAUGCAGGAUGUGGAAGGUUGGACCAUGCUUGCCAAACUGUAUGCUGACGAAGGUCGGUUUGAGCAAGCAGCAUUUUGUCUCGAAGAGGUUCUGACACUCCGUCCUCAACAUCCACUAUACAGAGUGAGGUAUGCUGGUAUUGUCUCGAGUCUCGGUAGGCUUAGUCUCGCUGUCAAGGUGUAUUCAGCUGCGUUGGUGACCUUGCCGGAUCAUGUUGGCGCAUUAUAUGGAUUGAGAACUGUUACAAAAAACAUCUUGGAUCUCGAGACUGUAUCUAAUAAGAAAUCAUCCAUGGUUCAGACUGGAUCGUAUGAAUCGGAUCCCAUCAUUCCCUUGGACAGAGUCAAGAUGCUUCAUGUAUUGGCCAAAGAGCGACUAUUGGAAUUGUAUGAAGCUCAAGGAAAAUCAGGCCAAGACAUGACUAGCAUCUUAAAGGCUUGGUUACACUCUCAAGACCAUUAA
Messenger RNA from Batrachochytrium dendrobatidis JAM81, 1362 nucleotides. RefSeq lists its product as uncharacterized. Gene Ontology annotation, cellular component: EMC complex. Lineage: Eukaryota; Fungi; Chytridiomycota; Chytridiomycetes; Rhizophydiales. The record is from RefSeq and is a predicted model, not a curated record. The coding region runs from base 1 to 1362 and encodes 453 amino acids. Gene Ontology annotation, molecular function: calcium ion binding; protein binding. The transcript has 5 exons. Gene Ontology annotation, biological process: protein folding in endoplasmic reticulum.